CUAGUGCAGACCCGUGGGAUAUUCUUGGAGCCGAAUCACCGACGAAUGCUGUUCACACCCAGACGACGUUGAUUCAUUGCAACAGCAAAAAUGAACCAGCAAUGCAAGGUGUGCGGCGAGCCAGCGGCCGGCUUCCACUUCGGCGCGUUCACCUGCGAGGGCUGCAAGUCCUUCUUCGGCCGCUCGUACAACAACAUGAACAGCAUCGCCGACUGCAAGAACGAAGGCAAGUGUGUGAUCAACAAGAAGAAUCGAACCUCGUGCAAGGCCUGCCGCCUGAAGAAGUGCUUCUACGUCGGCAUGUCUAAAUCCGGCUCGCGAUACGGUCGCAGGUCGAACUGGUUCAAGAUUCACUGUCUCCUGCAGGAGCAACAGCAGCAGCAGCAGCAGCUGGAGCAGCAACAGCAACAGCAGCAGCAACACCACUACCAGUCCACUCUUCUCGGUCGGCAGCACCAGCUGUCGCAGCAGCAGCAGCAACAACAACAGCAGCAACAGCAGCAAUCAACCAACUCGCCCAUCCAUGGCAUCCACGGUAGCCAACGCAAGGAUGAGACGAUGAUGCUCGGGCUGGACGAUUACAAGAACUCCAGCUCGCCCAGCAUCAGCUCGCCCGAGUCUCACAACAGCGACAGCUCAGUCGAAGUGUCGGAGAGGAGAGCCGCGUUCGCCGGGCACUCCAACUUCCGGCCGCCGCAUCCGCACUUGCAACUGCAGCAACCGAUGAGCGACCUGUCCGUCCUGAGCAAAGAGAUGAUAGGGCUGCCGUUGAGCUUCCCUCUGGGCGGCAUGCCAAUACUGCCGUCCAACUUCCUGUCGCCCCCGAGUCUGACCAUGUUCUCACCCUAUCUGUACGCGGCGCAACAUGUUACGAGCCAUCCCCUCGUGCCGAAUCAUACUUCCGGCAUGCUACGGCGCUCGCCGGCGAUCGAUGAGAUGACCACGACGGCUGCCGCCGCGACGGCGACCGUCACGACCGCCACGGCCACGACGGCCGCGUCGAGAGUCUCCGUCUCGUCCGAUGAGAACGAUGCCCGCGAGAGGAACAACAACGAGCGGUUCUACCUGGACACGCGGUUCAAGAAACUUCAAGGGCCACUCUCGCCCGAAAGGUCGCCGACGAGGAGGCGGACUUCCGACGACGAGGGUCUGUUCGAGUGCAGCCCGGAACGGGAAGUCACGGAUCUGCCACCGCAGGACAAUCCGAUGGACCUCUCGAUGAAGUCCGCUGUUGAUGUUGCGAGCCCCGCGUGCGAUCGCUCGCAACAGGAUGACGAGAUGGAUGCGGAAAGUGUCAGCGACGUGGAAGUCACACCCCCGAAGAAACCGAUGGACCUGACGACGAGGUCUAAAGAAGCGGACGAAAGCGGCUGCGGAGGCACAGGGACAUCCUGAAGUUGGAACUUCAUGACGAGUUAAAUGUAUCAGCGUGUCAGGUCACACGCAUGAAGCGAUGUACAAUCGUAGGAUAUAAUGGAAAGGGGAGCGAGCAGAUUCGCCAAACGGGAAAUCAUUUGGCUCAGCUUGCUAACUGGUUAGCUAAUUUAUUAGCAAAGUUUUUUGCUAAUUUUUCUUCUAGUUUAGCGAAUCUGUUUGCUAUUUUUGUUAUGUAACUGAUAGUGAGAGAGUAACAGUUAAUCGAAUAAGUUAUUGCGUUUAUUGACGCGUUGUUUGUUGAACUUUUAGUUAAUCACGGCAUGAUUAUGUGUUUUCACAUCCAGAUAGAUUAGUGCACGACAGACCAAAAUCAGCACAAAAAACUCGAAUCGCUAUGAAGUAUCUUUAUCACGUUACUCAUCGCGUACCUAUAUUUUUACUUUUCUGGAUUGCUUCUCUCGCCACGUGGGUUUUUUUUGUCUUUGCCAAAACGAUGAAAAAUUAUCACGACAAAAUAAAUCGUUCUUUUGUUGCAUAAGUUUUGCGAAUGUGACAAGUGUAGCUUUCUCGCGUGGAAAGUUUAUUCAUGCAUGCGUAAUUGUUGGAGAAAGGCUACGAAAGAACGAUUAGCUUAGGGACACAUGUAAUAUAGAAUAAUUUGGUAAUUGUUAAAAAAUAAUUGCUGAAAAAUUAUUAAAAUGUUGCGUCCUCCUAUACAUACGCGGAAUGUACAAGUCACCACUGAGAGAAUCUACGAAAGAAAAGAAAAGAAAAUCAGGAUAUUUAAAUAAGAAGUUCUUAUAAAGAACUGUCUGAGUAUUCGCGAGGAAUACGAAAACUUUGUGAUAUGUAAACAAAUAUGUGUAAAAGUGAUAAUGAUAAACGUGUCGUAUAUUUAAAUAAUAGUUUCUGAUAGGUCCACCGUGCAUAUAGACGAUAUAUACAUGUUGCAUAAAUUAGAAAAAUGAACUAGAUAUAAAAUAUAACAUUUUUGCACGUACCAAUAGUUAAAAAGCGCGGAAUAGUGUAUUUUAUUUAAUUGUAUUAUAUAUUGACGAAACCGAGAUAUCCCAUUGUAUCAGGCUACGACAUCUAAAUUGAGAUGCU
Molecule: messenger RNA, 2484 nt
Organism: Ooceraea biroi (clonal raider ant)
Lineage: Eukaryota; Metazoa; Arthropoda; Insecta; Hymenoptera; Formicidae
Product: knirps-related protein
Biological process (GO): regulation of DNA-templated transcription
Molecular function (GO): DNA-binding transcription factor activity; zinc ion binding; sequence-specific DNA binding
Source: RefSeq, a predicted model, not a curated record